Molecule: messenger RNA, 502 nt
Organism: Austrofundulus limnaeus
Lineage: Eukaryota; Metazoa; Chordata; Actinopteri; Cyprinodontiformes; Rivulidae
Source: RefSeq, a predicted model, not a curated record
CUGUGCCAUCUGCUGGUCCUUCUGAAGGUGGCAGAAAAGCUGUGGGAAAAACUCAAGCAGUCUCACACUUGCCUGAAGUCACUAAGGUUAGUGAAGGGAUUGAGACUCCUUACACUCUUCCUCGGGUUGACUUAUCUGUUGGCAAUAGUUCGGCUGGGUCAAAAGCCGCUACUCGGCUCAAGGUCCGACUUGCCAGACUGCAACUUGAGGCCCAAGAAAAGGCACAGCAUAGACAGUUCCAACUAGACAUGAAACGGUUGGAAAUUGAAGCUGACACUACUGUGAGGCUACGCCAAUUAGAGCUUCAGACUCAGGCUGCAGCUCAUGUUUCUGCUGUUCCUGUUAACUCCACUAAUGGUUCUGUUUUCUCCUCAGAUGCUGCACAAAACAGACCCUUUGAUGUUGCAAGGUAUGUUGCUUUGGUGCCUGAAUUUAGAGAAGCCGAGGUAGAUUGCUACUUUUCAGCUUUUGAACGAAUAGCACAAGCUUUGCAGUGGCCAUC